AUGAGGAAAGUCCAGGACGAGAAUAGAAGUUGAUUUUACUCACAGUACUGUGUUGUUGGAAACAUGGCGUCUUACAGUAGCCUGACAGCUCUAAUUCCAGUUCAAAGCCAAUUGGACUACGCCCUGGAAGACGUAACUGCAGACGAAGAGAAGGAAAACCUUGUAUAUCAGUACUUGAACAAGUUGGACGAUAAGGGAGACUUGAAAAUUCCUGAUUUCGAACCAGAUUUAGAAUGGCUGAACACAGAAGGACCACUGUCUUUGGCCAAGGAGCUUGCUGGAAAAGUUGUGGUGCUCGACUUCUUCACGUACUGCUGCAUCAACUGCAUGCACAUCCUACCCGACCUUCAUAAACUGGAGCAACAGCACUCAGUUAAAGAUGGGCUGGUGGUUGUGGGCGUCCACUCGGCCAAGUUCCCCAACGAGCGCGUGCUGGCCAACGUGCGCAGCGCCGUCCUCCGCUACGCCAUCGCGCACCCGGUGGUGAACGACGGCGCGGCACGGCUCUGGCAGGAGCUGGAGGUGGCCUGCUGGCCCACGCUGGUGCUGCUGGGGCCCCGCGGCAACUUGCUCUUCUCCCUGGUGGGUGAGGGCCAUGGCCCGCGCCUGCAGCUCUUCGCCCGCACCGCCCUCAAGCACUACGGCGACCAGGGGCUGAUCAAGGGUCACAGCGUGGGGAUCAGAUUGUACCGGGACUCCCUACCCGUCACGGUCCUCUCAUUUCCGGGCAAGGUGGCCGUGGACGAGACUGGGAAGAGGCUGGUCAUCGCGGACACCGGGCACCACAGAGUCCUGAUCGUGUCCAGAACUGGGCAGGUGCUCCGCCAGGUGGGAGGUCCUGUGAGCGGGCGGAGAGAUGGAGACCUGUCGGAGGCGCUCUUCAACUCCCCGCAGGGCGUGGCCAUCAGAGGAGACGCAGUGUACGUGGCCGACACGGAGAACCACCUGAUCAGAAAGAUUGAUCUGUCAGCGGGAAAGGUCUCCACGUUAGCUGGCCUGGGGACGCAGGGGACCGACAAAGAAGGCGGAGCCAUGGGACCACAACAGCCAAUCAGCUCACCCUGGGAUGUGGCCCUGGGAACAGCAGGUGGUGUAGAAAACGGUGUGCUAUGGAUCGCCAUGGCCGGGACCCACCAGAUCUGGGCACUGUUCCUGGAGGACGGCAAACUGCCCAAAGGAAGCGACUCCAAGAAGGGCACCUGCGUCCGUUUUGCGGGCAGCGGCAACGAGGAGAACCGAAACAACUCUUACCCGCACAAGGCCGCCUUUGCCCAGCCGUCGGGCCUGGCGCCGGCCCCCGCCGAACCCUGGGGCUGCCUCUUCGUUGCCGACAGCGAGAGCAGCACGGUGCGCAGCCUGGCCCUCAAGGACGGCGCCGUCAAGAACAUCGCGGGCGGAGAGAGAGACCCCAUGAACCUCUUUGCAUUCGGCGACACGGACGGUAAAGGGGUGGAUGUUAAGCUCCAGCAUCCCCUGGGAGUGGCGUGGGACGCCCAGAGCAGCCUCCUCUACGUGGCCGACUCCUACAACCACAAGAUUAAGGUGGUGGACCCAAAGAGCAAGCAGUGCCGGACGCUGGCAGGUACCGGAGAGGCCGGCGACACCGUGGGCCCCGGAUUCACAGAGUCCACCUUCAACGAGCCCGGGGGGCUGUGUGUCGGGGACGGGGGCAAGCUGCUCUACGUGGCCGACACCAACAACCACCAGAUCAGGGUGCUGGACCUGCAGACCCAGACCGUGUCACUGUUCCCUAUUUUGACUGAGGACUUUGUGGAUGUCGCGAGCACCACCGCUGCCGCCCCUCCCAGAAAGACCCCUAAGCUCCCAAAGUCAGCGCCCGUGGUGGAGAUGCCCCCGCUGACCGUGGCCCCUGGCCAGACCAUCAGCAUGGAGCUCAGCCUGGCACUGCCCGAGGGCACCAAGCUGACCGAGGAUGCGCCCAGCUUCUGGAGCCUGUCUGCUGAAGGCAGUGAUUGGCUGCUCGAGUCGCAGGUCGUCACCGGCGACAUCUCCGACCUCUCCAGGCCCCUCUCCGUGCGUGCUGAUGUUCCUGUCGUCACAGCAACCCCCGACCCAGCCCCCACACUGACCCUGGCUGCCUGGGUGUACUGCUGCCUCAGCGAGGGUGGAGCCUGCAUGAUGAAGGCUGUGUCAUUCAGGAUGCCUUUGCGUCUGGGCUCAGCCUCUGAACAGGGCUCCGUCCCUGUGUCGCUGGUUCAUGUCUUCCAGAAGUAGACAACAACAACAACAAACGCAACAACAGAACAACAACAACACAACAACAAAUGCAAAGGCUGUGUCAUUCAGGAUGCCUCGGCGCAUGGGUUCGGUCCCUCAGCAGGGCUCUGUCCCUGUGUCGCUGGUUCAUGUCUUCCAGAAGUAGACAACAACAACAAACGCAAACAAACAAGAAAACAAAUUCACUGAUUGCUCAUAUCAAACCCUUAGUAGGCGGAGGUGCGAAUGGAAAAUGGAACUAUAUGGAAAUGGAUUAUGUUAUUUAAAAAAAAAAAAAAAAAAAAAAAACUCUCAAAUGCCCACAGUAUCAAAAACCUUCCUAGGAUGGCAUCCCCACACUCCUGGGUAUUAGAAUAAAGGAGAAGAUGACCUGAUCCUCAAACAGAACCAAAAAUCUGAUCCUUCCAAAGCUCCUCUUUGCGUCAAAGUAUUAAAAUCCCACACUCUCUCUCUUCUCCCCAGCCAAUCACUGAUGGUCUUUUAUAUCAUAACAAACAAAUAUGUUCCAAGGGUGAACACAUGAAGCACAUGUCGAGAUGGGAAGGAGGGGCGAGUCCACUGAGACUGUGUGCGUGGGUGUUCUGUGCUCUGCAGGACUGAAAAAACAUUACAUGAAAUUUGCCAUACAUCAGAAGCGCCUGUCAGACUUGUUUCCUCUGACGGGAGAGUGUCUGCUUACUCUGACGGUUCUCUGUUUCUCAAGGAGGGUCGUGAAGGUUAAUGUGCAUUUCUCUAAUGGCAUUUGGGUUGACUCGGAGGUCGUCGCGCUAAGUGACCAAGCACUCAAGUCAGCAAUUUGAGUUUGACUCGACCACCGUCUCUCAAUUCAUCAACCGUCAUCCGUGGUUUGUUUGUGUGUGUGUGAGAAAGAGAGAGGUUGUGUUUGUCAAUGGUCUUGGUUUCAAUUGUACAGCUACUGUAUAUAAUGGUUAACAUUUAAGCUAAUUUACACAAGUGUAACACAAAAGCAUCUGGAUUUCUGGGUGUGUGUGUAUUUCAAAUAUGUUUGUGUGUUCUGGUCCAGUAACUUGAAUCACGGAACCAAAUUAGAACUACAUGCAAGUUGUGUAUUGUGUGCAUGAUACAGGGGGCCUGUAAUACAACCAACACGGCCUGGAAGGGGAAUGUUUCACCAAGGUGUCCAGACUGCUGAAACAGCUUUUCAUCCCAGAGGAAAUUGACACUAAAUUCCGCUAGUGGUUUGGGAAAGCGCUAGCUUUCAGCACUGAUCCCUCAUCUGUCCAUGGGGAGACAUGCAAGCUCCAUCUUUUUGUGUGCAGUGCAUUGAUCGUCAAGUCAGUGACAGGCAUAGUGCAUUGGCCAUUGUUUUCCCUGUACUAUUUAAAAACCCACUUAACGUGUGGGAUGUUUACUUUGCUCAAGUGCCUUUAGAUAAGCCCUUAGACUAGUAAGGAUCGUACUGUACUUAAAAGUAAUCCACAGCAAUAGUUUAGGUGUUUUUUUUAUUUAUAUGUAUAAUGUUACGUCUGCCCAGGCCCAUAGCAAACAAGUUGAGUCAUGCUGGGGGAAUGGUUUACACUGAGAUAGAUAGAGAGAGAGAGAGAGAGAGAGAGAGAGAGAGAGAGAGAGAGAGAGAGAGAGAGAGAGAGAGAGAGAGAGAGAGAGAGAGAGAGAGAGAGAGAGAGAUAUAUAUAUAGAAGGGUAUUUUAGUGAAGCCUGACUGGCCAACUUAUUAGCUACUUUUAUGCAGGCUGGGGUAGGCUACAGAUGUUACCAUACUCUCCUGAGUGGCAGUGGAUAUGGUCUUCUGGCUGUGUGUUAUGGGUGGAUGUAAACAUAUGGCUGUUAGCCUUUACAGUAUGAAACUGUAUGUGUCUGUCUGUGUGUUUCGCUUGUUAUGGAUGCCUGGCAGAUGGCAGCCUUGUCUUCAAGGUGUCGCUCUCACUCUGAGUAGGUCUUACUGUUCAAGGGCAGCUCGCUCUGUCUCUCUCUCUCUCUCUUUCUCUCGCUCUGUCUCUCUCUCUCUCUCUCUCUCUCUCUCUCGCUCCACUUUGCCUCUUCAGCCUGCACUUUAAUUGCUUCAUUGCACCAAUAAUAAUACAAAUAAAAAUGUAUUUUAUCAGCUUUA
Messenger RNA from Clupea harengus (Atlantic herring), 4327 nucleotides. It is a transcript of the gene nhlrc2, whose product is annotated as NHL repeat containing 2. NCBI's taxonomy places the organism in Eukaryota, Metazoa, Chordata, Actinopteri, Clupeiformes, Clupeidae. Gene Ontology annotation, molecular function: protein binding. The record is from RefSeq and is a predicted model, not a curated record.